GUAUUGAUUUAUUUUUACGUAAAGUAAAGAAAUUUUUAAGGCGUUGGAGAAGAAGCACGUGACAGAGAGGUUGUUCCGGGGCCAGCGAAGGCGUUGAAUCCGUGUUGCGUGGCGUGCGACCCCCACACCAUAAAUACCAAUCUAUCGUGUGUGGCAUGUCUCACGCCUUCUCCAUCCAAGAAAGAAGAAAAGGGGAAGAAGAAGGAGCAGAGAGAAAGAGAGGAGCCAUUGCAACCCUAACAUCUUAGCUAAACGACUAAACCCUAAUCGUUUAGCUUUUCCUCUCUUUUUCCCUCUCUUCUUCCCCCUCGUUUAUCCUCUCUCAUUCUCCUCGCCAAACCUUCCAGAUCCAAAUACAUCAUGGUUUUCUGGGUGUUUGGCUACGGUUCACUGGUGUGGAACCCUGGGUUUGAUUACGAUGAGAAGAUUGUUGGUUUCAUUAAGGAUUACAGACGCGUGUUCGAUUUAGCGUGCAUUGAUCACAGGGGAACCCCAGAAAGCCCAGCAAGAACUUGCACCUUGGAGGAGAAAGAAGGAGCUAUUUGCUGGGGAACUGCUUAUUGUGUUCGAGGAGGCCCUGAAAGGGAAAAAUUGGCUAUGCAGUAUUUGGAGCGACGGGAAUGUGAAUAUGACAGAAAAACUAUUGUAACCUUCUUCAAGGAAGGAGAUUCACAGCACCCUGCUUUGACUGACGUAAUAGUAUUUACAUCAACUCCAGACAAAGUGAACAACAAAUACUACCUGGGACCUGCCCCACUGGAAGACAUGGCUAGGCAAAUAGCAACUGCGUAUGGUCCUUGCGGAAACAACAGGGAUUAUCUUUUCCUUCUAGAAAAGGCUAUGCAUGAUAUUGGCCAUGAGGAUAACUUAGUGAUAGAGCUUGCGAAUGAAGUGAGGAAAGUACUUGGAGUGGGAAAUGUGCUAACAAAUGUUGCAACAGCUCAACUUCCACACCCUCCUCAUGUAUCCAUACCUUCCCGUCAACUGCAACCACUGCCAGAACCUAUUGUUUUGGAUGGGUGAGUUUUGAGGGGGCUGGUGAUGACCGGAGAAAACUGACGAUGAGUUCGGCAACUACACUGAUUUAGCGGACCCUGCUAACCCUCAUUCAAUUUUCAAGUAACAUCAUAUAGUUAAUCCCCUCUUUUACGGCCAUAUUUUGAAUUGGAAUGUUCGGAGACUUUUGACAUUUACACUGUUAUAAUUUUGAGAAAGGUUAAUCUUUAUAUUUAUUUCGUUCACACCAAUCCUAAAAUACUACCUAGUUAAUACCUAUUCCGAAAUUAAUGAUACUUAUCUUUUGAGCAA
Molecule: messenger RNA, 1308 nt
Organism: Vigna radiata var. radiata (mung bean)
Lineage: Eukaryota; Viridiplantae; Streptophyta; Magnoliopsida; Fabales; Fabaceae
Product: gamma-glutamylcyclotransferase 2-1
Exons: 9
Coding region: 361-1023 (220 amino acids)
Biological process (GO): glutathione catabolic process; carbohydrate metabolic process
Cellular component (GO): cytoplasm
Molecular function (GO): hydrolase activity, hydrolyzing O-glycosyl compounds; glutathione specific gamma-glutamylcyclotransferase activity; gamma-glutamylcyclotransferase activity
Source: RefSeq, a predicted model, not a curated record